GGAUUAGGUGGCAUUUGGGGAGAAGACCCUCACUCUGUCCACCAUAUUCAUUGAGGUCACAAGAGCUUCUAUGACCUCAUUGUCCCCAGUACCAAAUUUAUAAGGUGGCCCUGCCACAGCUGCUGUAGGGACAAACCUCUCCCUGAGGAUUUGAACCUAGUUGUCUUGAACCUCUAGCUCCAUGGGAGCCCAACCUGAGGAGACUCAAAAUUCUUGCUCCAGAUUCCAGACCCUGUUUAAGAGGGUCAAUGCCUUAUUCACCAAAGCCCCUUCCCCACCUUCCUCACCAGCCCCUCCCCGGAACCCAGGCUGUACACAUGUGUAUGGCUAUGUGUUUGGGCACGUGCGUGAAAAUGAGCUAGAAUUCCUCCCAUCACAACAGGUGCUGGACACAGGAGAACAACUGAUGGUCCCUGUGGAUGUCCUGGAAGUAGAUAAUACAGGAACCCUGUGGAAGUUUCUGCUCUCAGGAGCCAUGGCUGGCGCAGUGUCUCGCACUGGCACAGCCCCAUUGGAUCGCGCCAAGGUGUAUAUGCAGGUCUACUCCUCCAAGACUAACUUCAUGAACUUGCUGGGAGGGCUCCGGAGCAUGAUCCAGGAAGGGGGCAUCCGUUCCCUCUGGCGGGGCAACGGUAUCAACGUUCUCAAGAUUGCCCCUGAAUACGCCAUCAAGUUCUCUGUCUUCGAACAGUGUAAGAAUUAUUUCUGCGGAGUGCAUGGGUCCCCACCCUUUCAGGAACGUCUCCUUGCUGGCUCCCUGGCUGUAGCCACCUCCCAGACACUCAUCAACCCGAUGGAGGUGCUAAAGACAAGGUUGACGCUGCGUCGUACCGGCCAGUAUACUGGGCUGCUGGAUUGUGCGACACAGAUCCUAAAACGGGAAGGCACCCAAGCCCUUUACCGCGGUUACUUGCCCAACAUGCUUGGCAUCAUCCCCUAUGCCUGUACUGACCUGGCCGUCUAUGAGAUGCUCAGGUACCUCUGGCUGAAGUCAGGCAGGGACAUGGAGGAUCCAAGUGGACUGGUCAGUUUGUCAUCUGUGACACUGUCCACAACCUGUGGCCAGAUGGCCAGUUACCCGCUGACUUUGGUGCGCACCAGGAUGCAAGCCCAAGACACUAUUGCAGGCUUAAACCCCACCAUGAGAGGAGUGUUCCGGCAGAUCCUGGCCCAGCAAGGUUGGCCCGGUCUAUACCGAGGCAUGACCCCCACAUUACUGAAGGUGUUGCCAGCAGGCGGCAUCAGCUACGUGGUGUAUGAAGCCAUGAAGAAAACCUUGGGCGUAUAGGCAGAGUUGGGAACACACCCUGGGCAGAAAAUGGACAGAAGGUUCCAUUGCCCUUGGCCUCAAAGAACUCUCCAGAUUCCAGUUCCGAGGGAAGUCUUUUGUCAGAAGAAGCAGACUGGAAGUCUGGGUCAUAAGAUUCCUGACCCCCACCCACCCAGGGUACAGUCUGGAACUAGUCGGGACUCCAGUUUGGUUUGUCCUGGCACCAGGGUGAAAUGGUGAACCUGUGGGGACAACUAGGAAUAAAGAGAUGGUUUCUGCUGGACGUGUCUGGGAUA
This is a messenger RNA of Talpa occidentalis (Iberian mole), 1566 nucleotides long. RefSeq names its product solute carrier family 25 member 41 (gene SLC25A41). NCBI's taxonomy places the organism in Eukaryota, Metazoa, Chordata, Mammalia, Eulipotyphla, Talpidae. Gene Ontology annotation, biological process: transmembrane transport. The record is from RefSeq and is a predicted model, not a curated record. Gene Ontology annotation, molecular function: ATP transmembrane transporter activity.